Molecule: messenger RNA, 2032 nt
Organism: Labrus bergylta (ballan wrasse)
Lineage: Eukaryota; Metazoa; Chordata; Actinopteri; Labriformes; Labridae
Source: RefSeq, a predicted model, not a curated record
AUGUUGUCAGCAAGCGACAAACAUGGUGCACUCAGGUGCAGUGAUUUGAGUGUUUUGUGUAUUUGUUGUGUUUUCAGGGCGUUGUUGUGUAACUUGGUGCGGGUGAAGCUGGGCUGCUACGAGCUGGAGGGCAAGAACUCGCUCUCUCUAGAGGACUACCUCAAAGCCUUCAUGGAGACUGAAGUGAAACCUCUGUGGCCUAAAGGCUGGAUGCAGGCCAGGAUGUUGUUCAAAGAGAGCAUCAUGGCUCAUGGUCACCUGACAGGAUACACAGUAAAGAAAAGAAUGGUUCCUAAUCCCAAGACCCCCAAGCUGAAGGAGGCUGUGUGGGUUCAUCGGUCCACACCUUCAGCAGGUGUCACCCCCUCCCCCGCAGCUCAGGUUGCCAAGCGACCGCCUCAGUCCCCGGCUGAGCCCAUAUGUCUCGACUCCCUCGACGAGGAUCUGACGGCGCCCUCGCUGGACUCCAUCUCUCAGGCUCUGGCCAUCCUCGGAAACGCAGCCAAGGGAUUGGCCCACGGGGACAGCCCCCUCCCCCGAACUACCCAAAGCUUCCCCGCCGCCCCCUCCUCCCUCCACUCCUCGCCGCUCCUCCAGCAUCAGAAGAAGAACUCUGUCGGCACUCCCAGCUCCAACGCACCUCUCUACAUCUCUACCUCUUCGCCCGCCCCUCAGUCCCGGCCCCCCUCCCUCACCUCCUCGCCCUCCGUCAGGGUGGACGCAAUGGGGGUGGUGAAGGGCGGCGUUCAGGUGCACAGACUCUCCGUGCUGAACGCUCAGAGACCUUUAGUCGUGGCCGUGGGUAAAGGGAACAUGACUGCCUCGGCGUCGCCUCCUAAGCCGCGCCCGCCCCCCACCGCGUCUCCGUUGGUGGCGCCAGGUUCAAAGAUGGGGGUCUCCACGCCCCCGUCCAGCCUCCUCAAAGGCAGCAAUAAUAAUAAAGCCAUCGGUGGUGACACUCUGAUCAUCACGUCGCCUCAGUCCCGCCUCCACACACUCUCAUCCAACACACAUAUCAAAACCUACCAGGCGCCCCGCCCGACCCAGAACCUGCCCCCUAAACCGUCCCACCCCGUAAUCCAGCCCCAGCCUCAGUCCAACUUCAUCACCCCCAUGCACGCCACCCUCACUAAAUCCUCCCACAGCAGCAUCCCGCCGAUCGUCAAACUCACCCCACGCGCCCCCAACCCCGUGGUCACCUCCAUCCCCUCCUCAGGCUCCCCCUCCAUCUCUCUAACCCCGGUCUCAGGUGUCCCCCUCAUGCACCAGUACUCCUCCAAGGGCCCAGCAGGGUUCCGCCCGCAGUUCUCAGGAGUAACCAAGCUCGGGCAAGGCAGCUACACCCCCCCGGGCGGCCAGAAGACCACCGCCAACAACAACAGCACCAACACCAGCCUUAUAAACACCAUCUCCAUAAGCAAGCAUUCAGGAUCCAGUGCCUCCCCGACUGUGGCCUCCCCCAGCUCGGGGCAGCGACAGAGGCCCGGGGGUGGGACACCUCAGGGGGCCAAGCCGGUCGUGUCUCUCCCAAACUCAUCCGUCUCUUCUCAGUUAGCACAGGUCUCCACAGCAGGUACCGGCGGCCUCCUGGGCUCGCCCUCCUCUCUUCCUCUGGGUUUCGGGAUGCUGGGGGGCCUGGUCCCCGUGUCCCUGCCCUUCCAGUUCCCCUCGUUGCUAAACCUGCCGUCGCUGGCUACGGCGGGCUCCAGCACGGCAGCCAGCAGCGCUGCAGCCAAUAGCAAUGCAUCGUUCUCUACGCUGACCCAGAAUCUGUAUAAGAGUCUCCAGUCAGGGUCUCAGGUUGCUCUGCCUCCUCACUUGCAGCUCGCUUUCUCAGAUGUCACUCAAAGCCAAGGAGGAGACGCCGCCAAGAGGAAGACGCUAUGAUAAAAGCUGGACCUCCACGCCGCAAUGACGUUUAAUCGUGCGGACAAAUCAGGACAGACUUUUGACUUUUAGGGCUCACCGGGCUCCGAGACAAUACUCGCUCAACUUUUCAUGAUGACUACGGCGAAAUCUAACUUUUUAAAAA